AUGAGGAUUGGCUGUCUGCAAUUUGCUCCCCAGGUGGGCGAUGUCGACAAUAACCUCAACCGCGCCGACUCCGUCUUGAGUAAAGCGAACCCUGACGACCUUGAUCUUCUCGUACUGCCUGAGCUGGCUUUCUCAGGAUACAAUUUCAAGUCAUUGCAGCACAUCUCGCCCUUUCUCGAGCAUUCCGGCUCCGGUAUUACUUCUCUUUGGGCUCGAACUACGGCUCUGAAGUAUAACUGCAAUGUCGUUGUUGGUUAUCCGGAAAAGGUCGAUGUCUCCGACAACUGGCCUACCAGUCCAGAGUACUACAACUCAGCCAUUGUGGUCAACGGAGAUGGUGAGACGAUAGCCAACUACAGGAAAACAUUUCUUUACUACACGGAUGAAACAUGGGCUCUGGAGGGUCAGGGUUUCUUCGAUGGCUUUAUUCCUGGACUGGGAAACGCUUCGAUGGGUAUCUGUGAGUUAUCCAUGAAAAUCAAGGCCAACGUGUUUGUACUAAUUAUGGCAAAUUCAGGCAUGGAUUUGAAGUUUGAAGCCCCUUGGCAUGAGUUUGAAUUCGCCUUCCACGUACUUGAAUGCGAGUCGAACGUAGUGAUAUUGUCAAUGGCAUGGUUGACUCGUGAGGACGGUCGCAUGUUUAGCCGCAUGCCCAACGAACCCGAUAUGGACACAUUGACCUACUGGGUCACCCGCUUAGAACCUCUCAUCCGGUCAGAAAACGGCGACGAGGUCAUUGUUAUAUUCUGCAACAGAACCGGAAUCGAGGACGACGCUGUAUAUGCUGGCACGAGUGCUGUGAUUGGAAUUCAAGACGGUGAAGUCAAGAUCUACGGUUUACUCGGUCGGGGACAAAAGGAUCUGUUGGUCGUCGACACCAACAACCCGCCCUAUGCGAAACUUGUUCACCGCCCAGAACCCAACCAUCCAUCUGUUCUGCACGGCGAACUGCAGAAGAUGAACACAUCUCCAGCGUCUAGCACACCCACCGGGUCAGGAGGCUCUCAGUCAUCCCAGCCGGAUAGGUCACAGCAAAACAACACGGCGCAAUACGCCAGGGGAGCCACCUUCUUCUGCGGGUUCACUUAG
This is a messenger RNA of Colletotrichum spaethianum, 1089 nucleotides long. RefSeq names its product protein N-terminal amidase. Gene Ontology annotation, molecular function: protein-N-terminal asparagine amidohydrolase activity; protein-N-terminal glutamine amidohydrolase activity. The record is from RefSeq and is a predicted model, not a curated record. NCBI's taxonomy places the organism in Eukaryota, Fungi, Ascomycota, Sordariomycetes, Glomerellales, Glomerellaceae. The transcript has 4 exons. Gene Ontology annotation, biological process: protein catabolic process. The coding region runs from base 1 to 1089 and encodes 362 amino acids.